ACUCGUACAGUGUAUCUGAAAUAGCAUAGUAGUUUAAAUUAAUUUAUUAUUAAGGAAUCUACCACAUAAAAUGUUACAUGAGGCUACAUAACACAAUCUCAUCUACCAAAAAUUUCUUUUCCAGGUCCACGCGCGGUCAAUGACAAGUAACAAAAAGAACCCAAGAAAUUAAACAAAAAGAACCAUACAUACAUAAGAUACACAUCAUAAAAUCGCAGUAGCUACAACGUGGUCGGUACUCGUAUAUCCCCCCACUUUCCCGAAACGAAAACUUAAAAAUGCCGCCGCAGCACAGCCCUGAAUCGAUAUUCGCCGUCGCGGUCACGUGGCGCGCGGUCCCCCUCUCUCUCGACCAAUCAGCUCAGCGCAGAGCCGCGGCAGGCUCCGCCCCCCCGUCGAAGGAACGACACCGCGACACAGUGAUGGACAUUCGUGGGAUUUUUCCUGAUCAUGCGUAUUGGAGCGAGUGUUGCAGUCCUCACUGCUGUAUACACUUACUUAGAAUUUAGGGUACCAUUGGAUCCCACUUGAAGAGUGGAGGAGGAACGCGAUGAACAUAAAGGACAGCGAAUAAAGAAGAGAACGGAGCGAGUACAUCAGGGUAUGCGGUAAGUUUUAUCGUUCCAUUCCUCGAUCAUACAUGUAUACUCUUCCAUAAGUAUAUAUGGUCGAAGGUUGCAUUGUCUCCCUGAGAUACCUGAUCCCAGAUCAUGUUACACUCAGUUACACUACUCGGCGAUCGAACUCCUCUACCCUCUUUGCCUCUUUGCCUAUAUACUGAAGGUGUACCCCUCAAGCAGCGAUGCCAGACGUGACUGUCAUCGCGCAUGCGCACUGGUUUUACCAUCAGUAAAGUAUCUAAUACGACCAUAAAAUUGGCGCUCUUAGUUGACCGAAAGAAAAAUAAAAUUCUGAAUGAAAACUUUAAAUAUUUCUUAUCAUACAAUAAUAUUAAUUGUGUGGGUAAAUUGUAACAUAGUCAUACUGGUGGAAAUAAUUUUUCGGACAAAACACAUCCUUUAUAACUAAAAAAAAACGGUUUUCAUGGUUUAGGCGCCAACAUUGCUACGGAAUCAUACACUGUUUCCUAUAGCUACAGCACUGCGCGUUCAGCAUUUCUCGACGAGCAUGCGCGACUAGGAGCCACAUCUGUCAUCACAGUCCCCAGUGGUGGGGAUGGCUUUUGUGCAUUUAUCGUAGGGAAAUUGUGCAUUUAAGGAGGCUAUAUUGUAACGACGUGAGGAAAAACAUACUGAAACCUGGAAUGUUUCCAGUGUAACACGAACUCUUUUGAACCUUUAUUUGUAAGAACAAUUAUAUUUACUUUCUUUUUAAUUUCUCAUUAGUUAUAUUCAGUGUUUCAUAUAUUUAGUAUUGUACUUAUUACUCAUAUUUAGUAUUAGCGUAAGUGUUGGAUUCCCUAUUUAUAUUUAAUGAUGGCAAGCGUAAAAAAAAUGACAUUGACAAUGCAGCAGCGACUAGACGUUCUGAAGGAUCUGGAGACAUUCUCUGUUGAAACUGUCGCAAAGAAAUAUAAUGUUCACCGUACAACUAUUAUUCGGAUUCGAAAAAAAAUAUCAGAAAUUAAAGCAAUUGAACCUUUAGAUUGGAAGAUGAAGCAGCGUCAGAGAAACAAAAAACCUAUGAACCAGGAAUUGGAGAACCAUUUGUUGACUUGGUUCUUUGAGAAACGAACUAUAGGAGCUCAUGUUACAGAUGCACUGCUACUAGAAAAAGCAGUUCAAUUGAAGGAGGAGUUUGGAGCAUCUUCUCAAUUUAAAGCAAGCAGAGGGUGGCUUUCAAAAUUCAAACAGCGAAACAAUAUUAGAUUAGUCCGUGCAUAUGACAAAGAAGCUAGUGCCAACAACAAUGGUGAAAAACCUAGCGUCAAUGACAAUGACAAAAAAACUAAUGCCGAUGACAACGAGGAAAAACCUAGCUCUGAUGACAAUGGUGAAAAAGCUAAUGCCGAUGACAGUGAGGAAACACUUAGUGCUGAUGACAAUGGCGAAAAAGCUACUGCCGAUGACAAUGGUGCACGUCAAUUUCUGACUGAGUUCUAUAACUUCAUGGAAGAAGAAGAAAUAAAUCCAGAGAAUAUUUAUAACAUGGCUGAGACUGGGUUACUGUGGAAAGCUUUACCAGUGAGAACUUUGGUGAGCAAAACAGAGAAAUCUGUAAAUGGACAUACGAUGAAAAAGGAUAGGCUGACAUUAGGGCUGUGUGCUAAUUCCACAGGCACGCAUAAACUUAUGCCUCUCUUAAUUUAUAAGUGUAAGCAGCCAAAGGCAUUGAGAAAUAGCAUGGAUCAACUACCUGUUGUAUUUCAAGCCCAAGCCAAUGCGUUAAUAGAUCAAACCUUAUUUACCGAUUGGUUUGACAAUUACUUUAAAAAAAGUGUUCAACAACGCCAAUCAGAAACUGGACUCUGUGGAAAAGUUAUUUUGUUACUAGAUAAUUCUGCACGUCAUAAAUUUCUCCCAAAUUAUGUACAGGAUGAAAAUUUUAUAAUUAAAUAUUUGCCACCAAGUACUACAUCCUUGAUCAAACCAAUGGAUCAAGGAAUUAUUGAAACAUUCAAAAGAAGUUUUCGACACAAAAUGGCUUGGAGGCUGCUCCAUAACGAAGGCGAUGUGAAUAAUUUUGAUAAGCAAUAUACGCUACAGCAUUGUAUAAAUAUGAUCGACAAAGCCUGGGGAGAAAUAACAAGCAAUGAUAUUAGAAAAGCUUGGGGUAAAAUUAUUACAAAAACAAAAAAUAGAGCAGAAUAUGAAGAAGAAGAGAAAGGGGAAAAUGUUGUACUAGAAAUGCAACAGAUUUUAACACGCAUUUCGGGGCAUGAUACAACAUGUGAAGAAAUUGAAGAGUAUUUUAAAUCGUGUAGAAUGGAAGAAGACAGAAGUUUGGAAACAAUUGAAGGUACAGUCGAAAGCAGGAGUGAAGAAAUGGUUAAAAAAAAAGAAAGCUAUGAAGAAUGGGACGAAGAAAGGGAUAAAGAUUGGGACGGAGAAAGGGAUAAAGAUUGGGACGAAGAAGUAAACGAAGAAAGGGAUGAAGAAAGAAAUGAAGUUGACCAAACGCUGCAACGAGGAAUCCCUUUAAGUACAGAAGAAAGAGAGAAAUUGGAAGAUAUAUUCAAAUACCUGGAAAGUUUCAAAAACCGCAUUCUUCCUUCGUCUCAAUUCCAUAUAGAAGGACUGAAAAUAACAUUUUUAGGUCUAAAUGAAUUCAAUCAAAAUAUUAGGUAAUACGUCAGGUUAUUUUCAUAAAUUCAUUUGACACAUAUUUUUUUGUAGCUGCUAAUAUUCAGACAUUGUUUUGCCAUAAAUUGGAGAAAUUUAUGUUUAUUUUUUCGAAAACUAUCAUUCUGAAAAUUACAGCGACUAAUUCCUUAACUAACUAUAUAACAUUAGAAUUAUCCAGCACGAUAAUACAACCAGCCCUUUUCAGGGCUCCCAGAUAUAUUUCAUGGUUCGCAGGAGUUCUUUUCGUAAUCAGAGCUACCCCAUGUUUGUAAAUACGAAACGUAAAAUAAGAUUAUUUUUAUCGUUAUCGUUAAUUUAAAUAAAUAUGUAUAUAAAACAUUGAAGUUGAGUUGAAAAUGGAUCUAAAGGUGUCCCAAAAAUGUUGUAACACCUUGAAAG
Messenger RNA from Hylaeus anthracinus, 3644 nucleotides. RefSeq names its product tigger transposable element-derived protein 2-like. The record is from RefSeq and is a predicted model, not a curated record. Gene Ontology annotation, cellular component: nucleus. Gene Ontology annotation, molecular function: DNA binding. Bases 1434 to 3248 code for a protein of 604 amino acids. NCBI's taxonomy places the organism in Eukaryota, Metazoa, Arthropoda, Insecta, Hymenoptera, Colletidae. The transcript is spliced from 2 exons.